This is a messenger RNA of Oncorhynchus tshawytscha (Chinook salmon), 4394 nucleotides long. RefSeq names its product ras-related protein Rab-19. The record is from RefSeq and is a predicted model, not a curated record. Lineage: Eukaryota; Metazoa; Chordata; Actinopteri; Salmoniformes; Salmonidae. Gene Ontology annotation, cellular component: trans-Golgi network. The transcript is spliced from 4 exons. Bases 391 to 1236 code for a protein of 281 amino acids. Gene Ontology annotation, molecular function: GTP binding; GTPase activity.
AGAAAGAGACGGAAAAACCUAAUGAGAGCGGGAAGGCAACAGGUGGAUGGAGGAAGAGAAAGUAACAUCCACUAACAAAGACAAUCUGGAGGAGAAAGAAGGCAGCUCUUUUGACCGUGUAAAGGAGACUCAAUCUGUUUCUUAUUCUGUGUGGAAGAGUAGUGCUUACUAUUGGCUGUUCAGUGCACUCUGUUGCCGUUGGAAAUGAACUGGGGCAACACCUGAGAGGAGGCUGGUCGGGAGCAGAAAGGGAAUGCUUUCUUCCUGGAGAAUUGAGCCGCUGUUAUCCUCAACUGGUGGAUGUACGGUGCGGAGAGAGGCCUGAUUGGAGGGAACAUUCUGGGCCUGACUGAAAGACCUGUGCUCCGUUCUCAGCUCUGAGGUGGUUAUAUGGCCAGAAGGAAAUCCUGUAUCAAACCUGAUCAACUAAAGAAUGCUAUUUUCCACACUUGUGCUGUGACCUACUACAGUACUGAAGCUACUGUAUAUGGAAGAACCUUCUCCGGCCUAGGAGGAUUUAGAAGUCACGAAGCGACAGGCCCAGACAGCCCACUCCUCUUCACGAUGCAACAGCCAACUGGAGGAGUGGAGCAGCAGGACGAAUCCUUUGAUUUCCUGUUUAAGAUCAUACUGAUUGGAGAUUCUAACGUGGGCAAGACCUGCGUGGUCCAGAGCUUCAAGUCAGGACAGUUCUCAGAGAGGCAACAGAACACCAUAGGAGUGGACUUCACCGUGCGGACAGUGGACAUCGAGGGCAAGAAAAUUAAGAUGCAGGUAUGGGACACGGCUGGACAGGAGCGUUUCCGGACCAUCACCCAGAGUUACUACCGCAGCGCCCACGGCGCCAUGAUCGCCUAUGACAUCACACGCCACGGAACCUUUGACUCCGUGUCCAAUUGGAUCAGGGAGGUGGAGCUGUACGGCGCGGCCAAUGUAGUGCUCUGUCUCAUUGGUAACAAGUCUGACCUGGAGUCUGAGCGUCAGGUGUUGUUCCAGGAGGCAUGCUGUAUGGCUGAGGAGAGAGGCAUCCUGGCAGCGUUAGAGACCUCAGCUAAGGAGGCCCAGAAUGUGGACGAUGCCUUCAUGAUGAUGGCCCGCGAGCUGCUGGCGCGCAACGGCACUGCCGUCCGGAAACAGGCCCCUAGCAACAAUGACUCGCCCCGCGUCCUGCUCCGAGCCAACUCACGACCAAUCAACGGGCCAGCGGUGAUCACAGACAGGAAGACGUGUUGCUGACAUAGAGAGGAGGAAGGACAACAGAGGGAGUGUAAGAAUGGGUACCUGCGUGUGCCACUGUGUUACCUGGAAGAGGACAGAAUAAGGCAGGGAUCAUCAACUAGAUUCAGCCGCGGGACAAUAUUUUCUGGAACGGAUGGUCGAGGGGCCGGAACACAAUUACAAUUCAUUUGUAAACCACAAAUUGACCGCAAGAAGCCCAAACCGAUAUAGUUUGACGAAACAUAAUCAUUUCAAACCUCGUUCACACGUCUCUCCAUUAUGCGUGGGAAUAGAUGGGAACAGAUUUCUUCAAUUAAAAUCACUUGGAGCUGAUUUCCUGGUGUUUCAACAAUCUUUAAUGUCCAACAAUAACAAUUCCACAAAGAAAUAUAUAUAUAUAAUAAAUAAAACCCACCCGCGGGCCGCCACCUGGGGAACCCUGGAAUAGGGGAAGCUGAGACCGUUACAGGCAGAAUGCACUCCUUUUGUAUGUGUGACUUUAGGUACUAUUGACCUAUGACCUAUGUAGUGGUGUAGCUCAGUUUCUCAAACCCCCGACCCCCACAAGAUACGGGCAAUUUAAUUUAAAAAAUGCUAAGUAGCAUUUUUAUAGCUGAUCUCAUGCUCUUUUCCAUAUUCUGCUGAGAGGACAUGUUGCUGUUUUAGUUCUCAGGGAUUCUUGAAAGACGGGACAAUCUCAACUUUUUCCCAUGAAUAUUGGUCUUAAUAUUAACAAAAUGUGAAAUAUAUAUUUUGAUCGACCAAAGUAUCAGCUAUCACACCAUGUAAAUGAAUAACUUCCUAAUGACAUUUUUAAUAAAUCAUCAAAUGCAACUAACUGGAUUUCUGUCAACUCCGUCAGACACUAUAAAAGGCAUUUUAAUUUACAAUUAUUAAGUGUUUAAAACAGCCUUGGAUUGUUUCACAUUAGAUUAUUCAAAUAUGUAAUACAAAUCUCCAAACGUCUUUUUGUUUAGUUUUCUGGAUUUAAGACCUAAAACAACAUUUUUAAAACUAACAUCACCCCCAGGUCUAACAUAGCAAAUAUUAGAAUUGUUUAACCAUCUGUUGCAGAACAAUUAACAUAUUUUGUCUGAAUAUUGACAACAAAAUCUUAAGGGUGGUCAGCCAUCAGUAACGGAGUUGACAAGCCACUGAUGUAGUUGGCAACACACACUGAUACUGCAUCUAAAAAUACAAGUUCAAUACAAACAUUUGUAAAAUAUGGAAAAUGAUUCAUUUCAGCACUCUGACGGAGUUGACGUUAGACCUGACAGAGUUGAUGCCUAACAGAGAGGACAAAAAUGGAUGCCUAACAGAGAGGACAAAAAUGGAUGCCUAACAGAGAGGACAAAAAUGGAUGCCUAACAGAGAGGACAAAAAUGGAUGCCUAACAGAGAGGACAAAAAUGGAUGCCUAACAGAGAGGACAAAAAUGGAUGCCUAACAGAGAGGACAAAAAUGGAUGCCUAACAGAGAGGACAAAAAUGGAUGCCUAACAGAGAGGACAAAAAUUGAUGCCUAACAGAGUGGACAAAAAUGUAUGCUUAAUUCAAGUGGUAUACACAGUAGCAAUUAUGUUUUACUCAGUUGCUUUAUGACUCUAAAACCUAAUUUAAAGAAUAUUUCACUCGAAACUGAGAUUUGGUGAACUCCGUCAGAUUAGUCUAAAAUCUCAAAAGAAUCAGGAUUGAGUAGGGUCAGCUAUGCCAUAAGGACCCCUUUUCGUUAGAUUACGAUAGAAUAUGAAUUUUGGUUAAAAUAUGUUACAUUUAAGUCACAGAGGGCUCUUGCAUAAAACUACAUAAGAUUGCGUUUCAGUUAAUAUCCAUUAUUACCAUUUUUUAUUUUUAUAAAAAAAUAAUUUUGGGGAGUUUGAAAUUGGGAUCCUUUGCUCAGGACAGGGCAUUUCCAGGCAUAGAGCCGACAUGGAAAUUAAUAAUAUUGAGAGUAUUUAGAAGAUUUGAGAAAGAAAAAAAAAUAUAUAUAUGUGUGUGUGUGUGUGUGUGUGUGUGUGUGUGUGUGUGUGUGUGUGUGUGUGUGUGUGUGUGUGUGUGUGUGUGUGUGUGUGUGUGUGUGUGUGCUAUGCCAGUGGAUCUAUGACACUGUGACCUUGUGAGUGUCCCUGUGAGGGGGGUGGACUGGGGCAGUGGAUCUAUGACACUGUGAGUGUCCCGGGGGAGUGGACUGGGGCAGUGGAUCUAUGACACUGUGACCUUGUGAGUGUCCCAGGGGGAGUGGACUGGGGCAGUGGAUCUAUGACACUGUGACCUUGUGAGUGUCCCGGGGAGUGGACUGGGGCAGUGGAUCUAUGACACUGUGACCUUGUGAGUGUCCCGGGGGAGUGGACUGGGGCAGUGGAUCUAUGACACUGUGACCUUGUGAGUGUCCCUGGGGGAGUGGACUGGGGCAGUGGAUCUAUGACACUGUGACCUUGUGAGUGUCCCGGGGGAGUGGACUGGGGCAGUGGAUCUAUGACACUGUGACCUUGUGAGUGUCCCGGGGGAGUGGACUGGGGCAGUGGAUCUAUGACACUGUGACCUUGUGAGUGUCCCCGGGGGGAGUGGACUGGGGCAGUGGAUCUAUGACACUGUGACCUUGUGAGUGUCCCGGGGGAGUGGACUGGGGCAGUGGAUCUAUGACACUGUGACCUUGUGAUUGUCCCAGGGGGGGGUGGACUGGACCAGUGGAUCUAUGACACUGUGACCUUGUGAGUGUCCCAGGGGGGGUGGACUGGAGCGGUGGAUGAAACACUACAUUACUGUUCCACCUGCUGCCAUCCAUGUUGUUGCUGAAAGCCUACAGAGCCUGAACAGAGCCUGCACAUUGCCUAUAGUGUGACUCCCACCAACUUACUCACACAGAGCAAGCUGUGGUAUUGUAUUAGAAAAAAUGUGCACAUCAGUGACGUUCUACUGACGUCUCGAGAGACAUUUUAAUUUGUGAUGAUUUAUGUACAAUGUUGCCUAAUAUGUGACAGUCAUUGGUCAAUGGUCAUACGUUAUACUAUUGUUAUAGACAUUCAAUAAGAUUUUAAUUUGAGGCCAUGUGGCAGAAAGUGAUAAGGGAAGCUAGUGGGUCUGGGAAGGUGUGAUGUCGUUGAUGUUUGUAUGAUGUAUUUUGUAUCUUUUGUAUUGUUUCUCAAAGAUCAAAUAAAAUCAACAACAAAAAAAUAGA